Molecule: messenger RNA, 702 nt
Organism: Racocetra persica
Lineage: Eukaryota; Fungi; Glomeromycota; Glomeromycetes; Diversisporales; Gigasporaceae
Source: the annotation of a GenBank genome assembly
AUGUCAUUCCACAUACAUAGAAUUCUUGAAAUCGAACCCCUAGAAUUCAAUAAAGAAAUAAUUGAUCUAACAUCUAAUAACAAUAAUUCACAACACUCUGACCACCAAUCCAACGAAUCACCUCGUCCAGGAAUAUUUCCGUGGAUAAUCUCAGAAAAAAUGCAAACUCUAAUAGAAAAAUUCGAAAAUACUAUUCUAUCUCAAUUUCCAUAUGUUCCUUGUUCUAUUUGCUCCAGACUUAUGUAUCCAGAGAAAUCGAUGUGGAUUCAUCGAAAUCCUAAUACUCUGUAUCCACUUGAAAAUUAUAAAUCACUGGUUGUAAACCCGAUACCACCUGCAAACCGUAUCGCAAUAUGUCACUCAUGCAAGUUAAACCCAACACGCAAUUAUCCACCGUACCUACACCCGAUUCCACCCGAAAUUGAAUCAGUACCAUUAAGAUUACGCAAACACUUGUCCCUUAUCUUUCUCCAUUGUUCUCUGGGUAGAACACCUGGAGCCAAUCCAUUCUCCGAAUACAGAACACUGGUGGGCACUAUGAAUUACUCACAAAACUUUAACUCUCUGAAUUUAUAUUCGGGCUUAUUAGGCGCUUACCUUACCUCUCCAACUUCUACUCAAUCUGCACUUCCUCCCUGGUUUGAAAACUCGCUAAUUAAUGCUACUAAUUGGCUUAAAGAAAAUAAUCCUUACAUACGCUAA